Mycena indigotica is the source of this 1563-nucleotide messenger RNA. RefSeq lists its product as uncharacterized. Lineage: Eukaryota; Fungi; Basidiomycota; Agaricomycetes; Agaricales; Mycenaceae. The record is from RefSeq and is a predicted model, not a curated record. The coding region runs from base 10 to 1563 and encodes 517 amino acids. Gene Ontology annotation, molecular function: snoRNA binding. Gene Ontology annotation, cellular component: box C/D methylation guide snoRNP complex; small-subunit processome. The transcript is spliced from 4 exons.
UUCACGGCCAUGGCUCGGAUAACCCACGCGCUCUUCGAGUCUGCGUCGGGCUAUGCUGUCUUCCAAACAAAACUCACGGACGAUAUUGCUGCACGCUCCGCUGCUGUCCAGCAAUCCAUCUCUGACUUGGCAAAGUUCAACAAAAUCGUUGAGCUCGUCAGUUUCUUGCCGUUCAAGAGCGCUGCUCAGGCACUGGAGAAUGCCAAUGAUGUCUCGGAAGGCAUUCUGAAUGACCACCUCAAAUCCGUCCUUGAGCUGUCGCUUUCGAAAACAUCCAAAAAAACACCCGUUUUGCUGGCUAUCUCGGAUCCUACUCUUGGAAAAAGCAUCAAGGAUGGGGUGAAUGUGAACUGCGACGCUUCGGAGGAGGCCCAGGAAAUCAUUCGCGGAAUUCGGCUCCAUGCCUCGAAACUUUUGCAAGGGUUACAGGAGGACGACUUGACCAAGGCCCAGCUUGGUUUGGGGCACUCGUACUCUCGGUCAAAGCUAAAAUUCAACGUGAAUCGCGUGGACAACAUGAUCAUCCAGGCCAUUGCCCUCCUCGACCAGCUCGACAAGGACGUCAACUUAUUCUCGAUGCGGAUGCGGGAAUGGUAUGGCUACCACUUCCCCGAGCUCGUCAGAAUUGUACCAGACAACCACCAGUACGCGCGCGUUGCUCAACUCAUUGGCGACAAGGAUACCCUGGACGAAGAAAAACUUCCCGAGCUCGCCGCAAUUCUCGACGACGACUCAACAAGAGCACAAAAUAUUCUCGACGCCGCGCGUGGGUCAAUGGGGUCUUCUCUCUCCGACAUCGACAUGCUCAACAUUUCUGCAUUCGCCACUCGUGUUGUGUCCAUAUCCGAAUACCGCAAGUCACUAGUGUCGUACUUGUCCGAGAAAAUGAACGUUGUGGCCCCAAGCUUGACCGCUUUGUUGGGCGAGCGAAUCGGUGCUCGUCUCAUCAGCCACGCUGGUAGUCUCACGAAUCUGAGCAAGUACCCUGCUAGCACGGUUCAAAUUCUCGGUGCAGAAAAGGCUCUAUUCCGUGCCCUCAAAACCAAAGGAAAUACUCCCAAGUAUGGCCUUAUAUACCAUUCAACUUUCAUCGGACGCGCUGGCCCUAAGCACAAGGGGCGGAUUUCACGGUUCCUGGCUAACAAGUGUUCGAUCGCAUCUCGUAUAGACUGCUACUCGGACAACCCAACGCCCAAAUUUGGCGAGGCUCUGCGGGAGCAAGUUGAGGAGAGGCUUAACUUCUUCGAGACCGGCGCCGCGCCGUCCAAAAAUGCCGAUGCGAUGCGCAAGGUGUUGCAGGAUUUAGCGCUUGAAGACGAAGAAGAUGACGACGAGCCAAUGCCCUUGACAACUUUGGAGCCCUCGCCCAAGAAAAAGAAGGAGAAGAAACGAAAGAGUGAAGCUAUGGAAGUUGAUGGGGAAGAGGAGCCUGCCCCGAAAAAGGUCAAACUUUCCAAGGAGGAAAAGAAAGCUUUGAAAAAAGCUGCAAAAGCAGAAGCCAUUGCAGCCGCACCAGAGGGUAAACCAGAGAAGAAGAAAAAGGACAAGAAAGUGAAGACGUAG